AUGAAAAUCAUCCUCACCGGCGCCACGGGUCUCGUAGGGAGGGAAUGCAUUCGCAUCGCCUUACUGAACCCCCAAAUCACCGAAGUCAUCUCCGUCGCUCGCCGCCAAGCUACAUUCCCAGACGGCCUUCCUUCGCAGGCAGAUAAGAGUAAGCUGAAGUCCGUCAUCUUGGACGACUUUGGCAGCGACUGGCCUGCUCACGUCCUAGAGCAGCUUAAAGGUGCCGAUGCGUGUAUUUGGAAUCUGGCAGUCACGCCGUCCAAAUCCAAAGGCAUGACCUCCGAAGAGUUGAAGAAGAUCAAUCACGACUAUCCCUUCGUCGGCCUUAAAUCGAUGCUCGCCGUCGCCAACUCAGCCCACCCGUUCAGAUUCAUCUACACCUCGGCCGCUUUGACGGAACGGGACCAGGACAGGGCGUUAUGGGUAAUGGGCGAAGAACGAAAAUUGAGAGGCACUGUCGAGAUUGAACUGCUCGCCGAGGCGGCACAAUCCAAGGGCCGGAUCGAGCUGCAGAUCACCAAGCCAGGCGCGAUUACUGAUUCUCAGACGCCCAUGGCGAGACGCAUGAUGUUGCCGGUACUGGAAGCCGUGCUUGGGCUGCCGAGUGUGCACGUUAGCGACAUUGCUGCUGUGGAGCUUCAUCAGGCGAUGAACGGUACUGGUGGGAAAGACGUCAUGUCGAACGCGGGCUUGGUUGAGCUGGGUUCCCAGGCGUUGAAGGAGUGGAAGAUUGAGAAGUGCGCCUGA
Molecule: messenger RNA, 747 nt
Organism: Neohortaea acidophila
Lineage: Eukaryota; Fungi; Ascomycota; Dothideomycetes; Mycosphaerellales; Teratosphaeriaceae
Exons: 3
Coding region: 1-747 (248 amino acids)
Source: RefSeq, a predicted model, not a curated record